UUAGAUAUUUAACAUGUAGCAUUGCCCAGUGGACCUCUACAAAAUUUGUUCAAAUCAUGAACCCCUGGGGUCAAAAUUGACCCCACCCCAGGGGUCACUUGAUUUUACAUAGGAAAAUCUUCAAAAAUUUUCUAAGAAUAAACCAGAAGGCCUAGAUCUUAGAUAUUUGACGUGUAGCAUUGCCUAGUAGACUUCUACAAAAUUUGUUCAAAUCAUGACCGCCAGGGUCAAAUUGACCCCGCCCCAUGGGGUUACUUGAUUGUACAUAGAAAAAUCUUCAACAUUUUCUAAAAAUAAACCAGAAGGCCUAGAGUUUAGAUAUUUGACAUGUAGCAUUGCCUAGUGAACCUCUACAAAAUUGGUUCAAAUCUUGACCCCCCAGGGGCAAAUUGACCCAGCCCCAGGGGUUACUUGAUUGUACAUUGGGAAAUCUUCAUAAAUUUGCUAAAAAUAAAUCAGAAGGCCUAGAUCUUAGAUAUUUGAUAUGUAACAUUGCCUAGUAGACUUCUACAAACUUUGUUCAAAUCAUGACCCCCGGCAUCAAAUUGGCCCCGCCCAAGGGGUUACUUGAUUGUACAUAGGAAAAUCUUCCAAAAAUGUCUAGAAAUAAACUAGAAGGCCUAGAGCUUAGAUAUUUGGUGUGUAGCAUUGCCUAGUGGAUCUCUACCAAGUUUGUUCAAAUCAUGACCCCGGGGUCAAGCUUAAAUGCAAAUCUUCAUAGCAACCAUUUAACCAGGUGAGUGAUAUAGUGCCAUCAUGGCAUCUUGUUUUGGUUUUGCUUGGUUGGUUACCAUAGUAGCAAACUAGGCAGUAUGACAACCUUACUUAGCAUUCUGCAACUCCUAGCUUACUCGCAAAAGAGAAUUAUAACUCUACAUACUUUACAUUUUCACAAAAUUAUUCCCCUUUCUUGACCUAGGGAUUUAUUGUUAAGGUUUUAGCUCGACUAUUCAAAGAAUAGGUAGAGCUAUUGGACUCGCCUGUUCAUCAGCUUCGGUGUCCGUCAGCGAUUUGAUUAAGUUUUUGUAUGUAAGCUGGUAUCUCAGUAACAACUCGUGGGAAUGGAUUGAAACUUAAAACACUUAUUCACUGUGAUAAACUGACUUACAUUGCACAGGUUCCAUAACUCUAUUUUACUUUUUAGCUCACCUGAGCACGUAAUGCUCAAAGGUGAGCUUUUAUGAUCACCCUGUGUCUGUCGUCCAUCCGUCCGUCGUCAACAAUUUGACUGUUAACACUCUAGAGGUCACAAUUUUGGCCCAAUCUUACUGAAACUUGGUCAGAAUGUAACUCUCAAUAAAAUCUUGGAUGAGUUUGAUAUUGGGUCAUCUGGGGUCAAAACUAGGUCACCAGGUCAAAUCAAAGAAAAAGCUUCUUAACACAGUAGAGGCCACAUGUAUGACUAUAUCUUCAUGAAACUUGGUCAGAAUGUUAAUCUUGAUGAUUUCAAGGUCGUUUGAAUCUGGGUCAUGUGGGAUAAAAUACUAGGUCACCAGGUCAAUCAAAGGAAAAGCUUUUUAACACUCUAGAGGCCACAUUUAUGACUGUAUCUUCAUGAAACUUAGUCAGAAUGUUAAUCUUAAUGAUCUUUACACGGGAUAUUCAUAAAAGUUAGAAUGGUUGCCUUGAUGAAAUCUAGGUCAGGUUCGAAUAUGGAUAAUCUGGGUUCAAAAACUAGGUCGCUAGGUCAAAUCAAAGAAAAGCCUUGAGUAUGCAAUAGGGAGGAUCUUCAUUAAAUAUGAUUACAAUGUUUGUUUGGAUGAAAUCUUGGUCAAGUUUCAAUAUGGGUCAUCUGGGAUCAAGAACUAGGUCACCUGGUCAAAUAGAAUAAAAGCCUUGCAUAUGCAAUAGAGGCUGUAUUUUUCGAUUGAUCUUCAUGAAAUUUGGUCAGAAUGAUUACCUUCAUAAAAUCUAGGUCAGAUUUGAAUAUGGGUCAUCUCGGGUCAAAAACUAGGUCACUAGGUCAAAUCAAAGAAUAACCAUGUGUAUGCAAUAGGGAUUACAUUUUACACCAGAUCUUCAUGAAAUUUGAUCAGAAUGUUUGUCUGGAUGAAAUCUAGGUCAGGUUUAAAUAUGGGUCAGCUUGGGUUAAAAACUAUGUCACCUGGUCAAAUCAAAGAAAAACCUUGUAUAUGCAAUAGGGGCUGCAUUUUACACUGGAUAUUCAUGAAAUUUGAUCACAGUGUUUGUUGGGAUAAAAUCUAGGUCAGGUUUGAAUAUGGGUCAUCUUGGUUAAAAAACUAGGUCAUCCUGUCAAAUAAAAGAAAAACCCUGUGUAUGCAAUAGUGACUGUAUUUUACACUGGAUAUUCAUGAAAUUUUUUAAGAAUGUUUGUCUUGAUGAAAUCUAGGUCGAGUACAAAUAGGGGUCAUCUGGGAUCAAAAACUAGGUCACCUAGUAAAAUCAAAGAAAACCUUAGUGAAUGCAAUAGGGGCUACAUUUUUGGCAGGAUGUUCAUAAAAUUUAAUCUGAAUGUUUGCUUUGAUGAAAUCUAGGUCAAGUUUAGUUAUUGGUCAUGUUGGGUCAAAAACUAGGUCACCUGGUCAAAUCAAAGAAUAACCUUGUGUAUGCAAUAGGGGCUGCAUUUUUCAUUGGAUCUCCAUGACAUUUGAUCAGAAUGUUUGUCUUGGUGAAAGCUAAAGAAAUACCUUGCCUGUGCAAAAGGGGUCACAUUUUAAGCAGGAUAUUCUUUAAAUUUUAUCAAGCUGUUUUCAGGUGAGCUACCUAAGACCAUUUGGUCCUCUUGUUUGACUUUUAUAUUCAUUCAAUUUACAAGGCUGUAGUAUAGUCAAGUGCUGCUGUCCUCAGACAGCUGUUGUAUAUAAGCUGGCAUCUCAGUACCCACUAAUGGGAAUGGAUUGAAACUUCAUGCACAUGUCCACUAUGAUAAGCUUACAUGCACCAUCUACGGAUCACGGGGUUGCGAGUUCGAUCCUCGGGCGGGGCGUAUGUUCUCCGUGCUAUUUGAUAAACGACAUUGUCUGAAAUCAUUAGUCCUCCACCUCUGAUUCAUGUGGGGAAGUUGGCAGUUACUUGCGGAGAACAGGUUUGUACUAGUACAGAAUCCAGGAACACUGGUUAGGUUAACUGCCCUCCGUUACAUGACUGAAAUACUGUUGAAAAACGGCGUUAAACCCAAAACAAACAAACAAACAAACAGGCUGCAUAACUCUGAUUUAACAAAAUUAUACCCCUUAUAUGCCCGUCUCUAUAGCGGGACACAUGUCCAAUAGCAUGUCUGCUCUCUAAGUCAAACAGUUUUCAUCCGAUCUUCACCAAACUUAGUGACAAUGUUUGUAGGCAUAAUAUCUCAACCAAGUUCAAUAACCAGCAAAAUCGCCCCAGACACUUGGAUUAUGGCCCUUGAAUUACACGAAAAACUGCGAAUUUAGCCUUGUCCGCUCUAAGUCGGACAGUUUUCAUCCGAUCUUCCAUAAACUUGCAGAUAAUGUUUGUGGGCAUAAUAUCUCAGCCAAGUGCGAUAACCAGCCAAAUUGCCCAAGGCACUCUUGGAUUAUGACCCUUGAAUUACUUGAAAUCUGCGAAUUUAGCCUUGUCGGCUCUCUAAGUCUUAACAGUUUUCAUCGGAUCUUCACCAAACUUGCUGAAAAUCUUUGUUGGCAUAAUAUCUCAGCCAACUUCAAUAACCAAGCAAAUCACCUUAGGCACUCUUGGAUUAUGGCCUUUGAAUUAGGUCAAGUUCGAUGACGGACCUAUUUUGUGACAGUCUGCCUCAGAAUGAUUGCCUUGAUGAAAUCUAGGUCAAGUUUGAAUAUGGGUCAUCUGGGGUCAAAAAGUAGGUCACUAGGUCAAAUCAAAGAAAAACCUUGUGUAUGCGACAGAAGCUUUAUCUUUCAAUUGAUUUUCACAAAAUUUGGUCAGAAUGAUUGCCUUGAUGAAGUCAAGGUCGAGGUCGAAUAUGGAUCAUCUGGGUUUAAAAAGUAAGUCACUAGGUCAAAUCAAAGAAAAACCUUGUGUAUGUGAUAGAUGCUGUAUUUUUAAUUGAUCUUCAUGAAAUUUGGUCAGAAUGAUUGCUUUGAUGAAAUCUAGGUCAAAUUUGAAUAUAGGUCAUCUGGCUUCAAAAACUAGGUCACUAGGUCAUAUCAAAGAAAAUACUCGUUUAAACUCAAAUGACCACAUUUUUGGUCCUGAAUCCUAAUGAAAAUUGGCCAGAAUAUUUGUUUCCAUGAAAUCACUAGGUCAAACAUGUUUACACUGUUAUGUUAUGUUUCUCAGGUGAGCAACUUAGGGCCAUCUUGACCGUCUUGUUUUUUUUCUAAAUCAAUUACCAACCUCACUGGGUCAAGUCCCAUAACUCUGACAUGUAUUUUGGGCAAAUAAUGCCCCCUUUUGACUGGUUAAAGUUUUGCGUGCAAAUUACUAUUUCCAAAAGAGAUAUUAAAUUGAAACUUCACAUGUGCCUUCGGGGUUAUAAAACUAGUUGGUAGCAUGAAAUCCCAUAACUCUGACAUGCACUUUGGUCAGAUUUUGUCCCCUUUUGAUCUUAAAGUGUCUGGUUAAAGUUUUACAUGCAAGUUACUCCAAAACUAAUGCAGAUACUGGUUUGAAGCUCUACAGAUAUUUUAACAUUUAGGGUAAUAUUUUCCUGCUGUGUUACAAUAAUUCGAAUAGUCGAGCAUUGGCUGCCUUACGGACAGCUCUUGUUAUGCAUAAUUUUGUCUAAGUCAAGGGCCAUAACUCUGGUCUGUGUGUUAAAUCCCAACUGAAACAGCAGGUGCACAAGUUCACAUGCUGAGUAAGUAUCCCAUGAGGUCUGAUGAUGCAGGAUCAAAUACUGUUUGAGAAAUGCAAAAGAGAAAAUGAGAGAGAAAUGACACACAUUCAAAUGGAUGGAUGGACAAGUGGACAAACUGACAGACAUUCUUUUGAUACAGUAGUUAUGUUACUCCUUUCUUCUCUCUGUUGUUCUUUUUAGCCAAGUAAAAGAAUUUUAGCCACAUGAAAGGAAAAGAAUGAAUAGAAUUACUAUUAUCUAUUGUUCUCCUAGCCACCUAACUAUCCUACUGUAUAUGUGGAUGGACAGAUUAUCAACAAGGGGCAAAUCCAAGUGCUGCACAACACCAGCCCCCUCUCUUCACCCCCCCCCACCCCCACCAAAAAAAAAAACAAAAAAAAACAAAAAAAACUUGGGGAUGGGGGCACAAUAUAAAAUGUUCCUACAAAAAUAAUGUUCCCAUGAAAAAUUCCUUACAGUUACACAUCUUGUCACACUAAUGUUCACUGUCACUAUGACUAAGUACCAAGUUUCAAUUGAAUAUCAUAAGUAAUGAGAAGAUAUUGGACUUUAUAAAAACUUUAAUCAAAAGUUCAAAAGGAGCAUAAUUCUAGAAAUAUUGCAAUUACAGUUACACAACUUGUCACACUAGUGAACACUGUCAUUAUGAGGAAGUACAAGUUUCAGUAGAAUAUUUUAAGUAAUGAAAAAGAUAUUGGACUCCCUAACAAGAGCUGUCGGAGGGCAGCAACACUCAACUACUCAACAGCCCUGUCACUGGAAGUUUAUUGAAAGAACACUAAAGUCAAACAAGAGGCCCAAAUGGGCAUAAGUUGCUCACCUGAAGAGGACUUUAACCAUCUGACCCUUGAAGGGGCCAAGCAUCCCAAACUGAAUAAAUUUAUCAGAGGACCUUACAUUGAUACUACAGACUAGGUUUGAUUGAAGAUCUAUUGAGUGGUUCAUGAGAAGGUGCCAUUAAAAGCUGUUUUCACCUUUAGCCCUAGCAACCACUAAAGGGGCUGACUGCUGCCCCCACCCUAUUUGGAGGACCUUAUAAUGAUCCUACCAAGUCUGAUAAAAUCCAUCUAGCCAUAAUCAUUAGAAGAAAUUGUUUAAAGGUAUUUCUAGUUUUAGCUCUAGCAGCCCUUUCAGGGUUCAAGUGUCCCUCUCUGAGCAAAAUUGGGAGAGGACCUUAUAAUGAUGUAACAGACCAGCUUUGAUGAAGAUCCUUCUAGUGGUUCAUAGGCAGAAGUUGUUUAAAGGUAUUUCUAAUUUAGACUCUAUGGGCCCCUACAAGGGGCCAAGUGCCCCCCUUUGAACAAAUGUGGGAGAAGACCUUUUAAUGAUAAUGCAGACCAAUUUUGAUGAAGAUCAAUCAAAUGUUAAUGCGAAGAAAUCAUUUAAAGGUACAUCAAAUUUUGGCUCUAGCAGCCCCUUAAAGGGUCCAAGUGCCCCCAUUUGAACAAAUUUAUGAGAGAACCUUACAAUGAUGCUACAGACCAAGUUUAAUGAUGAUCCUUGAAGCUGUUUAUGAGAAGUCAUUUAAAGGUAUUUCUAAGUUUGGCUCAACUUCAAAGGGCAAAGUGCCCCCAUGUGAACAAACUUGGGAGAGGACCUUAUAAUAAUGCUACAGUCCAAAUUUGAUGAAGAUCCAAAAAGCGGUUCAUGAGAAGAAGUUUUUUUUAAAGGUUUUUCUAUUUUGAGCUCUGGGGGGCCAAGGUAAACCUUUAGUCAAACUUGACCGAAGGUCACAGAAAGAUUCAUACCUCAACUAUUCUGGCAUAUUUUGCUCAGACAACUGUAGGAUUCUUGGGCACGCUUCUGGGCAUUUGUCAGAAAUAUUGACAGCUCUUGUUUCAAUAUAUAGGUCAGACGUUUUUUCCAAGAAAAUCUAAAAUCAGAAAUUGUUUUUCAUAAAUUUUCCAGCUUCCAGCCCCUCUCCCCAUCCACCAGAUUAUUAAAUGGCUGGUCCCUGAUUUCUUGAUUGUAUCAAUUAUAUAAUUUUCAAAUAGAUAUAUGUAUGAAAAUUCCAUGAUAACAUAAGUAAACUUUUAUUGUAAGCUGCAAAACAAUAAUUAUGUGAAAGUGUAUUUUAACAAUUAUCACUUCAAAUGGUCUAUUGCUAUGAGAACAGAUCACCCCUUUGAUGUAAUCAUAUUGCAGAAGUACAUUUAACCAAAGAUUUAUUCACAUGAAAGUCAGUACUAGAUCAGGAUUGGUCAUUUUACCUUUUACUUAUAACAGUAAAUUUUCAGUACAACUAAAUAGUUUUAAGGCAAGUCCUAGGAGAACUUUGCUUCAUUCUAUUCCUGUCCCCUCUAAAAGACUCUAAAAUAAAAUGGUGAUAAGAAUUGUUACAUAUCUAUCAGGAUUCUAUUGAAAACAUUAUUGAAUCUCUUACAUUUUAAAAUACCAUCAUUUUUAAGCACAAGUUUGAACCCAUUGAAACAUUGUCAGAUAAUAGGUUGGAGACACAAGAGAAAAACUUAGCCUGGCCUUAAUUGUAACCAAUGGUGCAUUUGAAAUUUUGACCAGCUGUGUAUCAUAUACAUAGCUUCUGAAGGAAAGGACUUUUACCAGGUACACAGUCUAUCUGCAACAGUUCCUUUCAGUCUAAAUGGAUGCCAUUAAGCAGGAAGUUGACAGUGAUGUGAAAAUCACAGAACAUCCAGAAAAUUCAUUCCUUAAGAUCAGCUUCAAACUUGAUCCAUAUGACGAUGAUGUCAUCUAUAUGGGAAGUGUCGUUCAACCAUUCAUCAUCAGUGAUGACGAGGAUGAUGAAUUCUUACAUAUCUCUGCUAAAAGAGAUCAUGAUGACAAUAUUAAAGUGAAACUUGAAGAAUCUGAAUUUCCAGAUAUAAAGGUAAAAGUCGAUGAAAAUUGGAAUACUAUUGGCUUCACAGGGAUAAUCAAUCCUGCCAUACACAUCAAAGAAGAAAGUGGAAAUGAAAAUAAGAGAAAAACAUAUGGCUUAGAACAUCAGUUUGAAAACCAGAUGAAGGUGAAAAAAAUUAAAACUAAACUCAAAAAGAAAACGAGCACACCCAAAGAUAAAACCAAGCUAAGUCAAUCUGCUAAAAGGUCUGCUACUCCUAGUAAGAGUUCAACUACUGAAGUACAAAUUACUAAACACACUGCAUCAAAUAGACCUUCAGGUCAAAACACGGAGAGUAUUCAAAUUCCAAAGAAAACGAAAAAAGUUCCAUCUCCCAGUCAGAGAUCAUUGGCUACCAAUCCACAAAAAAUAAACAAAAAUGCAUCAAGUAAACCAUCUGGUCAAAACACAGAAUGUAUUCUAAUUCCAAAGAAAGAAAAGGACAAUGAUAUCAUAUAUAUGGGAAAAGUUGACCCUUUGGUCAUAAGUGAUGAUGAAGAUGAAGAAUUACUAUACAUUUCCACAAUCAAGAAUGAUGACAUUAUUGUAAAAACUGAAAAAUUUGAAACACCAGCUGUUAAGCUCAGCAUCACAGAAAAUGCUGGUAUGACUGCUGAUGAUGUUAUUGUGAUAGACAAUACUGAAGUACAUAUCAAAUCAGAAAAUGGAAUUGAAAAGAACAGAAAACCAUGUGGAGCAGAAUACCAGUCUGGAAACAAGGGAAAGAGUAAAAGUGCUGUGACUAAAUCUAAACAUAAAACAGGUACAUCAAAAGAUAAAAUCAAUCUUGGUAAACAACCAAGUACUCCAAGCCAGAGAUUAACUGAAAAUGCACAAAUUACGAACAACAAUUCAUCAAAUAGACCUAUACAAAACAAGGAAGGUGUUCCAUUUCCAAGUGACGAAAACCAAGUGCUUACUCAAAGCCUUGCAGUUGCACAAAUUACUAACAAUGAUGCAUCAAACAGACCAUCUGGUCAAAACACAGAAUCCAUUCCAAUUUCAAGGGAAGAAAAUCAAACACUCACCCUUAGUCUGAGCUCAACUACGAGUGCACAAAUUACUAACAACGAUGUAUCAAAUAGACCUAGUCAAAACAUGGAAUGUAUUCCAAUUCCAAAAAAAGAAAACAAAUGUGUACAGACAACUGCUAUGUUUCCAAAAAAUCCUGACUUUAAAAGCUAUAAUGACAAGCUCGGAUAUCUGUACAAAAAUUCGAAAGUCUAUUUCCUGAAGUAUGCCAAAGAUUUCCAGACACAAGACGAGUACAUGUUUGUCUAUAGAAGACUUGACAACAUGAUGAGAGUGUUCAUAAAGUGUGAGGAGGAAGAAUUCUUUAUGAAAUCCUUCUAUGAUCUUGUUACCUGCAAACAUGCCUUUGAAUAUAAUCGCCGUAAAAUGAUGCCGAAUUUCAUUAAAUAUAUAUCUGAAACUAUCCAAAAGAGAAGAUAUGGACUUUCACAUCCAGAACAAAGAGCUACAUUCUCUAUUCCUGAAAAGUUGGUCGUAUAUGGAUGCUACUUCAUCAUAAAGGCGACCAAUACAAAUGACGGAAAAAAUUUAAUGAUCAUUUGUCCUACAUACAAUCUCGGCAUUUUCAGAAUUUACAACAACUACAUGGAAAGCUUUCAGGAAAUAUCCAACGUUUACUCAACACAGCCAAAUAUUAUAGCACAACGUAGCUUUGAAUUUCAUCAGCUGAAGGAAGGAUUUUUGCACUGGAUGUCUGGGAGAUAAUAUUAAUCUCCAUGCUACACAGGAAGACUUUUACUUCUUAUAUCAUUCAGCACCUUUAUACAAAAUGCUGUUUUUCUGACAAUAAAGUCCAUGUAAAUAAUCAUCUAGGAAGUUGAAAAAAAUCAGUUCAACAACAUCUGCUUUGAUCUAUGCACAACUUCUUUCAUGCAUUCUUUCUGUUAAAUACACAUUUUUAAGGAUGAGAGCAAAUGAAAUUUAAAAUGCUAGAACUGUGCUUAAAUUUAGUCUUACAGUGAUAAAAGCUUGUUAUUCCCUUCAUUAACUUGCAAUAGCGGAAUGUGAGUCUAACUCCAUAUAAUGUGAAGUACUGACAAAAUACAUCAAGAUCACAGUUCCUCCCUUUCCUUUCUGUUCAAUGGUGAUGCCACCAUUAAGAAACAUGUAUUUGUUGACAUUAAAUACGAAAUAAACUUUUGAUACAAAAUUAUUAAAUCUACAGUAAAUAGAGUGAAACAUGUAUCAACAUGACGUAUCGACCAAAUGCUUCUCAGAGCAAGAAAGGAAACAGACAUUAUCAGUCCAACAUGGAAAUGUGUAUGUAAUCAGAAUGUCAUAGAUCUACAUAAAUAUGUGUGUAUACUGUUGUAUUUCUAUCCGGUUUGAUAAACUUUAUUGCCAUUUUCCUUUCAAUUUCCUUUUGUUAUAUGGAAACAGAAAAGAAUGUUCCAUUAAAUAUGAAACUUUCAAUAGUCAUU
This is a messenger RNA of Mercenaria mercenaria, 10066 nucleotides long. RefSeq lists its product as uncharacterized. NCBI's taxonomy places the organism in Eukaryota, Metazoa, Mollusca, Bivalvia, Venerida, Veneridae. The record is from RefSeq and is a predicted model, not a curated record. Bases 7356 to 9350 code for a protein of 664 amino acids. The transcript is spliced from 3 exons.